Alternaria atra is the source of this 480-nucleotide messenger RNA. RefSeq lists its product as uncharacterized. The transcript has 2 exons. The record is from RefSeq and is a predicted model, not a curated record. Lineage: Eukaryota; Fungi; Ascomycota; Dothideomycetes; Pleosporales; Pleosporaceae. Gene Ontology annotation, cellular component: extracellular region. The coding region runs from base 1 to 480 and encodes 159 amino acids.
AUGCGCUACUCAAUCCUCGCCUUCGCUGCCGGCGUCGCUGCCGCUCCUUUCGCUUCCACUGGAACUGGCAGCCUCUGUCCCGCUGGACUCUACAGCAACCCCCAGUGCUGCGCUACUGAUGUCCUUGGUGCUGUCGGCUUGAACUGCAAAGUUCCCACCACCACUCCUGCCAACACGACUGAUUUCAUCAGCGGCUGCGCUGCCACUGGCCAGCAAGCUAAGUGCUGUGUGAUUCCUGUCGCUGGCCAGGACGUUCUGUGCCAGGACGUCAGCCCUGGUGCUGGCGCCCCAGGUGGCGGUGCUCCCGCCCCCACUCCUACUGCUACGGUCACUGCUACUGCCCCAGGUGGUGGUGCUCCCACUCCUACCGCUGGCCCCCCUGGUGGUCCUGGUGGUCCCCCGGCUCCUCCUGCUUCAAGCUCCUGCGAGUCUAGCACCGCGCCAGCUCCUACCCCUUCCGACUGUGGCUGCGACGAGUAG